Salvelinus sp. IW2-2015 is the source of this 949-nucleotide messenger RNA. RefSeq names its product T-SNARE Domain Containing 1 (gene tsnare1). Gene Ontology annotation, biological process: vesicle-mediated transport; intracellular protein transport; vesicle fusion. Lineage: Eukaryota; Metazoa; Chordata; Actinopteri; Salmoniformes; Salmonidae. The record is from RefSeq and is a predicted model, not a curated record. Gene Ontology annotation, molecular function: SNAP receptor activity; SNARE binding. Gene Ontology annotation, cellular component: SNARE complex; membrane; endomembrane system.
CCCCCACCCCUUCCCCCCUUCUGGAGAUGGAGUCGGAGCAAUGCGUGGGUGACACACCGAAGUGAAUAAGCCACAGCAACAAGGGCUGGGGGUGAGAAAUAUGCAAGAGAACGCAAGAGAGAGAAGAGAGAGACAGACCCAAAACCACCAGGACAAGAUGUCUUACGGAUCCAUCGAUGGAGGCUCCUUUGGAGGCAGCCGAAACCCCUUCYGAGGCCCCAAGAGGCAGGGCUACCAACCAGUAGCAACACAGGUCAGCUCCUCAGAGCUGCAAGACGUGUUUCAAGAGACCUCCUCCAACAUUUUUCAGAUCAACGCAAAUGUUGUAACAUUAGAGAAGAGUCUUCAAUCAUUGGGAACGUCCAGAGACACUGCUGAACUGCGACAGAGCCUACAUUCUACACAGCAGCAAACCAACAAAGUCAUCACCAGCACCAGUCAACUCAUCAAACAACUCUCUGACAUCAUCACUGGCUCUACACGGCAAGAUCGUCUUCGCCUGACUAGACUUAAGACAGAACUCUCAGAGUCGGUUCAACGCUAUGGAGAUCUGCAAAAGAAAAUUGCAGACCGUUCGAGGGCCUUGCUACCCCCGGCACAGACAGAAAUGAAGCAGAGUCCCCAGACUCCGUUUGCAGAGCUGUGUGAGGAGGAGGGUCCCCUGUUUGGCGGUGCAGCAGGGAGCUCCGAGGGGGAUGGACAGGAGAAAGCGUUCCUCUCAGAGAUCAGUGAGGAAGACGUGGAGGCCCUUCGCCAGAGAGAAGAYGCCCUGCUGCAGAUUGAGAGGGACAUGUUGGAUGUCAGCCAAAUCAUGCGAGAUCUGGCCAGUAUGGUGCACGAGCAGGGAGAUGCCAUAGAUAGCAUUGAGGACCACAUUCAGACCACCACAUCCAACGUGGAGUCAGCCAAUCAGGAGCUAGCAAAGGCCAGCCAUCACCAGGUGCAGUAG